AAAAUCUUAGAAAUUUAUAAAGAAUUUUUCUAAAAUGAAUGAGUUUGAUGUUUUCAAGAUGUUCUUUAAAACUCCAAAGGACUACAUCGAAGAACACCGCAAGAGCAGAGCUGAGAGACGCAAGGAGAAAGAAGAUCCAGAACAGUACCGGGUAGAAGAAGUCAAGGAUGAGGAGGUGUUUGACUCUGACCAAGUUGCUAAAUGUGAUGAUAUAGACUCCUUUAUAUGCUGAAUAUGUCUCCUCCUUACUAAGAAACCUUAUAUAUGAUACUCCAAAUGCAGCGCUAUUAUCUGUAAGAGCUGUUUAGAUGGAUAUAAAGACAAACGAUGCCCCAUGUGCCGCUCUGAAGAAGGUUUUUAUUUCUCUGACCUUCAUGCUAGCGUCCAGGAUGAAUCUAUAUCUCUUAAAUGAAGGUAUAAAGACUGUGAAGAAGAGAUAAAAAUGUCCGAUUUCACAGAGCAUCUUAAAAAGUGACCAAAUGCUCCUUAUAGAUGCUCCUCAUUCCCUGCUUGAAAGGCAAUUAUCAAGAGAAAGGAGGUCCAUUCUCAUAAAAAUGAGUGAGAGUAUAUGAAGGUCAGAUGAAAAUACUUCCAUUCGCAUAUUUUGCUUAGAAAGGACCUAGAAAAUCACGAAGAAAACGUCUGAGAAUUCAGAACAAUGAUGUGUAUAGGAUGUAAAGACAGUUUUUACAAAGGGACCCUACCUGAACAUAUCAAGACUUGUGAGGAAUAUCCUCUAGAAUGUCCCAACUGCAAGAAAAAGGUUAAAAGAAGUGAGUUUAAAGACCACCCAGAUACCUGUCAGAAGGCUAUCAUAAAAUGAAUCGCUUUUGAAAAAUGACAGCAUCUUAGCACUCGAGACAAAAUAGAGGAUCAUCAGAGAAAAUGAGAGCAUGUUUAUGACUACCAACUGAGUCUCAUCCAUGAGCUUCAGGAGACCAUCAAUGCUAAAAAUAUGGUAAUCCAAGAACUUUCUGAUGAACUCAAACAGAAGAAUGAUAAAGGAAUAUUCGGUUUCUUUGGUUAA
Moneuplotes crassus is the source of this 1027-nucleotide messenger RNA. NCBI's taxonomy places the organism in Eukaryota, Ciliophora, Spirotrichea, Euplotida, Euplotidae. The record is from the annotation of a GenBank genome assembly.